Molecule: messenger RNA, 819 nt
Organism: Caenorhabditis bovis
Lineage: Eukaryota; Metazoa; Nematoda; Chromadorea; Rhabditida; Rhabditidae
Source: the annotation of a GenBank genome assembly
AUGAGGCUGGAAUGCUUCAGCAUUUUCCUACUGAUAACAUUGAAAUUGUCAGAAGGACGACUACCAAAUGCUCGAUUCCAUCACAACCCGCCGUCGGCAUUCUCAUUGGCGCGAAUUCAGAAGGAGUACGAUGAUGACUAUGAGACGACCGACGAGAUUCGAAGCGACCCGAAAACGUCGUUGGACGGUAAUCGGCGGCAAGACGAGGUCGUCAAUGACGCGAAAUGCCUUCAAAAGUGCAAUAAUCAGCUGAACAUCGGAAUGGACAUGGUCAAUGCGCACAUGGCGUUUGGCAGUAUCGACGUGCCAAGUGUCGUUGAGAAACGCGAUCUUGAACUAUUUUGUAUGCUUGACUACCAGCAUAGUCAAUGCAUCGACGAAUGCGGCUAUUCGGUUCAAUUCAAUCUACGCGAGUACGUUUGCCGAAAUCGGCUUAAAGAGAUGCUUCAUCACCUUUCAUGCUAUUCGAAAGCCUCGCCGGCGCUUAUAAGGCAUUGCCGUCCGCGGUGUGGCGGCUAUAAGCCAUUAGUUCACACAAAAGAGGGAUAUUCGCAAAGGUGUCGCCAACUUCUCUGCGAUCACACGUGUACCACAUUCAUAUUGAAUCGACUAUGCCCUGACAAUGAAGGAAGCGCAGCUGCUAGGUACCUACUAGACUUCACAAGACUUCAGGUGAACUAUUGGAUGCGAGACUUUGCCAAAGAGACAAAUCGUUCGCGAGCGCCGCUGACAUGCCGAAAACUACUAUGCGACGGCUUCAAACUUGGCAACUGUCGACGACGCAUUCGGAAGCGAAUAGUGUUGAGCUCGUCAAACUAA